Molecule: messenger RNA, 5154 nt
Organism: Tachysurus vachellii
Lineage: Eukaryota; Metazoa; Chordata; Actinopteri; Siluriformes; Bagridae
Gene: map3k15
Product: mitogen-activated protein kinase kinase kinase 15
Exons: 31
Coding region: 514-4623 (1369 amino acids)
Biological process (GO): cellular response to stress; protein phosphorylation; MAPK cascade
Molecular function (GO): ATP binding; MAP kinase kinase kinase activity
Source: RefSeq, a predicted model, not a curated record
UUUUUAGCACCCGUGCAGCUCGGUGGUGUUGAGUCUCCGUGGUUCCACCUCCACAUGGACACCUCUGCGCCUUCAGGGCUCUUAGACUCUGGACUUUUUAUUCUUUAGAGAACUUUUAGGUCGGAGACAGAAAUAAACUUCCCGACUGAAUGACUGAGCGCGUGUCCUAACAAGUGCUUUAUAUUUAGCUGUUGGACUUUACACAGUGAGGAGAGAAGAAGGGAAGUAAGGCACAGAGAGAGAGAGAGAGAGAGAGAGAGAGAGAGAGAGAGAGAGAGAGAGAUUUUCAUUGGAAUAUUUGCGUAAAGUUGCGUGCAACCGGUUCCAUAAAAGCAGUGCCACAGAGGCCUGGGGACCCGGAUGAGAGACACUUCAGGGGUCAGUGAUGAAGUGAUGAGAACUGAUUUGAUGACCAGGAGGUAUCUGCGCUCCGGGGACGCGAGCGCGCGCACGGCACGUCCACCGGCACACGGCGCUCAUUAGACACCCGGUACAGUGUAAAACCCUGGCGAGAUGAACGCUAACGUGCUGGAAAGAACCAGGAAAGAACCAGACAUACGUGCACCCACACACACAUACACACAUACACACGCACACACACGCACUGUGAUGGAGGUCUCCAGCCAGUCAGAGGCAGGUGGAGAUCAUGCAACCAGCGUGUCGUUGACGGCCGCAGAGAGAGUGGACGUCCCGAGUCCAAGUCUGGUGUCCAAACAGCGCAGUCUGCGUGCUGUGUACGUCCUGAACGAUGGGCUGAAGGCGGUGGCGGCGAACAGCCCUGAGUCUGGAGCGUUACAGUGUCUGCAGCGAGCGUGCGAUGCCGAGAGCGCCAUCCUCACCACCGUCACCUUCGGCAGGCUGGACUUCGGUGAGACGUCAGUGCUGGACACCUUCUACGACGCAGACAUUGCGGUGGUGGAUAUGAGUGAUGUGUUCCGCCAGCCGUCCCUCUUUUAUCAUCUGGGAGUUCGUGAGAGUUUUGACAUGGCCAACAACGUCAUCCUGUACCAUGACACUGACCCCGACACAGCACAGUCUCUGAAGGAUAUGGUGGCCCAGAAAAACACAGCCUCCAGUGGGAAUUAUUACUUCAUCCCAUACGUGAUGACGCCCAACAACGAGUACAUCUGCUGUGAGAAUGUGGCCCAGCGCCGGGCGUCCGAGUACAUGCAGCCUAGCUGGGACAACCUGCUCGGACCUCUGUGUGUGCCGCUGGUGGACCGAUUCGCCAGCCUGCUGAAGGACAUCCACGUCACAUCCUGCGCUUCUUUCAAAGACACACUGCUGAAUGACAUCCGAAAAGCUCGAGACAAGUAUCAGGGUGAGGAACUGGCCAAGGAACUGUCUCGAAUCAAACUGCGCAUCGACAACACGGAGGUUCUGACGCAGGACAUUGUCAUGAAUCUGCUCUUCUCCUACAGAGACAUACAGGAUUAUGAUGCAAUGGUGAAACUGGUGCAGACACUGGAGAUGUUGCCUACAUGUGAUCUUGCAAACCAGCCUAUGAUUCAGUUCCACUAUGCCUUCGCCCUCAACAGGAGGAAUAGUCCAGGUGACAGAGAGCAGGCUCUCCGUGUGAUGUUGCAGGUCCUUCAGUCAUGUGAUCAUCCCGCUCCGGACAUGUUCUGUCUCUGUGGUCGGAUCUAUAAGGACUUUUUUCUGGACUCAGAGUGUAAAGACACAAAAAGCCGUGAUAACGCCAUCCAGUGGUACAGGAAGGGAUUCGAGCUGCAGCCCACUCUCUACUCGGGCAUUAACCUGGCUGUGCUGCUCAUCGUCGCUGGACAGCAGUUCGAGAGCUCCAUCGAGCUCCGCAAGAUCGGAGUCAGGUUGAACAGUCUUCUCGGCAGGAAGGGGAGUUUGGAGAAGAUGAAUAAUUACUGGGACGUUGGUCAGUUCUUCACCGUUAGCAUGCUGGCUAAUGACAUCCCUAAAGCUGUUCAAGCGGCUGAGAAACUCUUCAAACUCAAACCUCCAAUCUGGUACUUGCGCUCAGUGGUGCAGAACCUGAAACUCAUCCAGCACUUUAAGAAGCAGAACAUGGAGCAUUCGGCUCAGAGAGAGAGACUCAACUUCUGGAUGGACAUCAUUGUAGAAGCCACACAGAGAACCACCAACAGCCUGCGCUUUCCGGUGUUGAUCCUGGAGCCCACUAAAGUUUAUCAGCCCUCAUACGUGUCCAUCAACAGCGAAGCAGAGGAGAAGAACGUCUCCAUAUGGCAUGUUUCUCCUGCAGAAACGAAAGGAAUCCAUGAGUGGAACUUUACAGCCUCGUCUAUUAAAGGAAUCAGCAUCUCCAAAUUUGAUGAGCGUUGCUGUUUCCUGUACGUCCACGACAACUCGGAUGAUUUUCAGAUCUACUUCUCAACUGAGGAGCAGUGUGGCAGGUUCUGCUCCAUGGUGAAGGAGUUGAUCUCAGAUGGAUCAGGAAAUGCAGUGGAGCUGGAAGGAGAAGGAGACGGAGACACGCUUGAGUAUGAGUACGACUACAACGAGAACGGGGACCGGGUGGUGCUGGGGCGGGGCACGUACGGAGUGGUGUACGCUGGGAGAGAUCUGAGCAACCAGGUGCGCAUUGCUAUUAAGGAGAUCCCCGAGAGGGACAGCAGGUACUCACAGCCGCUGCACGAGGAGAUCGCUCUGCACAAAUACCUCAAACACAGGAACAUCGUGCAGUACCUGGGCUCUGUCUCUGAGGAUGGAUACAUCAAGAUCUUUAUGGAACAGGUUCCUGGGGGUAGUUUAUCAGCGCUGCUCCGGUCAAAGUGGGGUCCUCUGAAAGAAGCCACCAUCAUCUUCUACACACGUCAGAUCCUGGAAGGUCUGCGAUACCUGCAUGAAAAUCAGAUCGUUCAUCGAGACAUUAAGGGAGAUAACGUCUUGGUGAACACCUACAGCGGUGUGUUAAAGAUCUCAGACUUUGGCACAUCAAAGCGUUUGGCCGGAGUGAACCCCUGCACUGAGACCUUCACCGGGACUCUGCAGUACAUGGCACCUGAGAUUAUUGAUAAAGGUCCUCGAGGUUACGGAGCUCCAGCUGAUAUCUGGUCUCUCGGCUGCACCAUCAUAGAGAUGGCGACUGGAAAGCCUCCGUUUCACGAGCUGGGCGAGCCGCAGGCGGCCAUGUUUAAGGUCGGAAUGUUUAAAAUCCACCCUGAGAUUCCCGAGUCUCUUUCCCCUGAGGCCAAGUCCUUCAUCCUGCGCUGCUUUGAGCCUGAUCCAAGCAAGAGAGCGAUGGCUGGAGAUCUGCUGAAGGACCAGUUCUUACGGCACAACAUCAAGGGCAAGAAGAACAAGAUCGCCUUUAAACCCUCAGAUUAUAUCCGCAGUGUGUCGCUGCCUGUGCAGUUGCAGGCUGAAGCCACCGGGAGCAGCAGCAGUGAGCCGGGCUCCGUGUCUCCGGAUUGCGACUCCAAGCACGAUGUCUUCUUUAAGAAAGACAAACGUUCAGGCUCGGAGAACCUCAUCAAACCCGUAACAUCCAGCUUCCUCAGCGUUCCUGAUGAAAGCCCGACUUCAGAGGACCGAAGCUCUCCGGCCUCGUCUGAGAACAGCGACUCAGGACUCUUCCUGCUGAAGAAAGACAGCGAGAGACGAGCGAUUCUCUACAAAGUGUUGAACGAGGACCAGGACAAGGUCACGUCCAACCUCCUGGAAAACCACAUGCAGGGCAGCACAGAGGAGCUGAAGCUGUCUGUAGAUCACAUUAAGCAGAUCAUCUGCAUCCUGCGGGACUUCAUUCGUUCUCCGGAGCGCCGCGUCAUGGCCUCCACCAUCUCCAAGCUCAAACUGGACCUGGACUUUGACAGCACCUCCAUCAACCAGAUCCAGCUGGUUCUGUUCGGCUUCCAGGACUCGGUGAAUAAAGUUCUGAGGAACCAUCACAUUAAACCUCACUGGAUGUUCGCCAUGGACAACAUCAUCAGACGAGCCGUGCAGGCUGCAGUCACGAUAUUAAUUCCAGAGCUGCAGACUCAUUUUGGUCCGGCGUCUGAGAGCGAAGGGGCCGAGAAAGACGCUGACGAAGUGGACGUGGAGGAGGACGGAGACUUCUGUGCCGUGGAGAACGUCGCUCCAGAGGACACGGGCCUCACAUCAGGGGUCAGCACUCUCAGCUCCGUCAUUUCCCAUGAAUCCCAGCGGCCUCAGCAUCCGCUCGGUGCGCAUCUCACACGCCUCAAACAGGAGACCAGCAGGCUUCUGGAGGAACUGGUGCAGAAGGAGAAGGAGUACCAGCAGGUUCUGAGGCAGAAUCUCCAGCAGAGAGCCCAAGACCUGGAGCUCUUCAGACUGAAGAACCAGCCUGCAGCUUCUCUGAAUAAUGGAAUUCUGUCCUCAGUAGAAACUCCAUCAGCCUCCAUCUUCCGCAUGGCAGAAGAACCACAUGCAGAUACGGAGAUGACGGAGUGGUUGAAGCAGCAGGGGGUCGAUUUAGAUACCAUCCACAAGUUUGUGUCAGAGGAUUACACACUAAACGACAUUCUCGACGACGUCACCAAAGACGACCUACAGCACAUGAGGCUGAGAGGAGGUGUGUUGUGCCGUAUUUGGAAAGCCAUCCAGAGACACCGAACCCGAGAGCAGAGGAAGAUACAGAGUGAUGAUGAGACGUCUGAGGGAUGAGCAGGAGUUUGGCUCUCCUUCUAAAGAACAUUAGAACUGACCUCAUGUUUUAAAACACACACAAACACGCACAUACACACAAUCUUUACACAGUCAGACAUGGAAACAUUCCGCUGCUGUGUUUAAUCAUCUCUCCACUGAUAACUUCUGUUUUCACCUCUGAUUUGCAUACAAGAUUUUUCCUUUCUGCUGCUCAGCCUGAACUUUCCCAUGACGUCCCUCUGGGGAUUAAACAGUUCCUCUGACCUAAUGGGGAAAAUCCACCACUUUCCUCUGGACGAAGUCUGUGUUUGUGUUUCAGUGUUGUUGUUAAUGUUGUUAAUGUUGUUGUUGUUGUUGUUAUCAGUAUUUUUCUGGGAUGUGAUUGGCUACCACGUUGGUGCGUUCCUCACGCUCACUCUGACACUGUUGCAUGUUCGGAGACGUCACAUUGCUCCAGUCUAAAGUCUAAACGCUGUAUUUAUUUAACAGUAACCUUGAAGAAUUUAGAAUUUUGAACACAAGUAAAUAAAUCGAGCAGAAACACGAAUA